Messenger RNA from Penicillium brevicompactum, 969 nucleotides. Its product is annotated as Clr5 domain-containing protein. The transcript is spliced from 2 exons. Lineage: Eukaryota; Fungi; Ascomycota; Eurotiomycetes; Eurotiales; Aspergillaceae. Bases 1 to 969 code for a protein of 322 amino acids. The record is from RefSeq and is a predicted model, not a curated record.
AUGAAGACUUCCAUCUCAUCAGACGUCUGGGACAAGAAGAAGGCGUUGAUCGCCCGAUUGUAUAUGGAGGAGGAAUGGCCAUUGAAACAGGUCAUCAAGCAGAUUCGAUCCGACGACUUCAAUCCCAGUGAAACCCAACUGCGAAGCCGAUUGAAGAAAUGGCGGGUUACCAAGCCCUCGCGCCAGACCAGAAAGAAGAGUCAUGCCUCUUCAGGCGAUGAGCCCGAGGAUGUCCCCCGCAAGCCCUCAGUCCAACGACCUCUGCCCUCAUUACACCGAGAGGCCCGCCACGACUGGCCCGUCCAGUCUAUCUACGGCGCCCCAGAAGACCGCAAAUGGUCCGACCCAAUGGCCCAGCAACUCACCCCAAGCCCCUCCGGCGAGCAUGUCCUCGCCUCAGACCGCUCCGUCUACCAACACCCCAGCCCAACCACAUCCUUCGAGCAAUCCAGCACCUCCCCCGUCGGCGAGGGCCUCAUUCUCAACACCACCGUGCCCCCAUACAGCAACCAGGCCUACCCUCUCUCACCAGAAUCCUGCCUCCCCAGCCCCGGCACCACAACACCGGGCCUCGCCUGGCCUCCCCGCUCCGUCUCCGCCGACUACGGCCUCAACCCAGCACAGUGGUACUCGCUUCCCUUCGAAGCCAUCACUCCUCCAUCUGCCGUGCCGCAGUCCACUGCUCCAAUGACCCCUUCCAUAAGUGGAUACAUGCCUUCGGGCCAGUAUCAGCCCCAUUACCCUUACCCAGACGGUGAUUAUCACUACGACAAGAACUGGCGUCGCGCCAUGUCUCUGCAGUAUGAUAUGCAUGGCCACCCGGUUCCGGGAAGGGAGGGUGAGAGGAAGAUGCAGUCUCAUGCUAUGGCUUCGCCUUCGACUCAGCCUGGCUCACAUCCCGCCAUGUGUGCUCCUAUCAUGCCUUAUAUGGGCGCGCAUUAUGACCAGAAGCCCCCUGUGGGCUAUUAG